Molecule: messenger RNA, 789 nt
Organism: Apiotrichum porosum
Lineage: Eukaryota; Fungi; Basidiomycota; Tremellomycetes; Trichosporonales; Trichosporonaceae
Exons: 10
Coding region: 1-789 (262 amino acids)
Biological process (GO): endocytosis; actin filament organization; actin cortical patch localization
Cellular component (GO): medial cortex; mating projection tip; Rvs161p-Rvs167p complex
Molecular function (GO): lipid binding; protein binding
Source: RefSeq, a predicted model, not a curated record
AUGUCCUGGGGCGGAUUCAAGAAGGCCGCCACCCGUGCGGGCACGCAGCUCAUGCAGAAGACGGGACAGGUGGAGCGUACCGUCGACCACGACUUUGCCGAGCAGGAGAGCAAGUACAGGACCAUGGAGAAGGAGUCGACGGGCCUGCAGAAGGACGCCAAGACCUACCUCGAUGCCAUGCGCACCAUGUCCUCGUCGCAGGAGCGUAUCGCCGAGACCAUUUCCCUGUUCUACACCGCCGACAAGGCGAGCGAGGGCGCCAUGGCCGGCCACGCAUACAAGGCCGCCGUUGACGAGCUCGACAAUGUCGUCACUCGUGACCUCGACGGGCCAUUCCGCGCCACUGUCCUCGAGCCCGUGGGCAGGCUCAACCAGUACUUUACCAACGUCAACGCCGCUAUUGAGAAGAGGAAUCACAAGCUGAUCGACUAUGACGCUUCCCGGUCCAAGGUCCGCAAGCUCGUCGAGAAGCCCUCGGACGACACCGUCAAGCUUCCCAGGGCUCAGGCUGAGCACGACGAGGCCCGUGAGAUCUACGAGCUCCUCAACGACCAGCUCAUUGCCGAGCUGCCCCAGAUGGUCGAGCUCCGUGUCCCCUUCCUGGACCCGUCGUUCGAGUCGAUGGUGCGCUGCCAGCUGCGUUUCGCCGACGAGGGCUACGAGAAGCUCUCGGGUGUGCAGAGGUACUUUUCCGAAAACAUCCGCGACGACUACGCCAACGGCCAGCUGGACGUGCAGGUCGAGAACGUCCUCGCUGAGAUGAAGGAGCUGGCCAUUUACGGCGUCUAG